Sparassis crispa is the source of this 1710-nucleotide messenger RNA. Its product is annotated as Protein pim1. NCBI's taxonomy places the organism in Eukaryota, Fungi, Basidiomycota, Agaricomycetes, Polyporales, Sparassidaceae. Bases 1 to 1710 code for a protein of 569 amino acids. Gene Ontology annotation, molecular function: guanyl-nucleotide exchange factor activity. The record is from RefSeq and is a predicted model, not a curated record. The transcript is spliced from 3 exons. Gene Ontology annotation, cellular component: cytoplasm.
AUGUCGCUUCGGAGAUCUACCCGAUCAUCCUCUAUAAAGCCAAAGCCAGCAGAGAAAUCCACUACAAAGCCUGCUACAAGGGCUUCCUCGAAGCCUCUCCCAAAGGCUACAGCGAAGGCGGCUCCCAAGCCUGCUACCAAGACUUCCGGACGAAAGGCCGCCACGAAGCGCCCUGCAUCGCCCGAGAAUGCGCCCCCGCCCACUAAGCGGGCCCGUACAGCACCCAAGGCGGUGGAGAACGGCGUGCCACAUGUGAAUGGCAAGGCGGAGGUUCCUCCUCUACGCUCGCGGUCAAGGACACGGAAGACGUCCGUCCCGCCAGCGAAGAAGGUAGUGCCGCAGGCGAAGCCGUAUUUUAAUCCCCUCCCUAAUCCGCCCGAGCACCUCCGCCCCGCACCACUGCUAUGGGCCUGGGGCGCUGGCAACUUCGGCCAGUUUGGCAUGGGCUCUGACUUCCUUGGGGACUUUGAGAAGCCGAAGAAGAAUGCGUUGGUCGAGGAGAGGAUACAUGAAGGCGUGUUCGGUAGCCCAGAAGCGGGCCUGGAGGCGAUCGCGGCAGGCGGUCUGCAUUCCUUAUUUGUUGAUGAGAAGGGAACUGUGUGGUCGUGCGGUGUGAAUGAUGACGCUGCAUUGGGCCGAAUUACGGCAGAAGUUCCGAAUCCGGAGAAGGAAGGAGAGUUCCUUGACGUUGACGUGCUGACUGCAGAGCCACAUCCUCUGCAAUCGCUGGUGGAAGAGAAGUUCCGUGCCGUGCGAGUAGCGGCUGGCGACACUAUCUCUGCUGCCAUCAGCUCAGAAGGUGACCUACGGGUAUGGGGCUCAUUCCGAGGAGUUGAGGGCAUCCUUGGCUUCUCAAGCGGGCAUAGGCACCAGUUCCUACCAGCGGCUAUAUCAGAACUGCCGCUCAAGUCGAAGCCGGGGGAUGUCGAGAAAUUUGCUGCCGUUGUCGCAGGCAACAACCACUUGCUGGUGUUGACCACGCAUGGAAAUUUGUUCACAUGGGGUGCAGGUGAGCAGGGCCAACUCGGGCGAAAGGUACUUGAGCGGCGCAAGAUCCACGGGACGGUACCCGAGAAGAUUGUGCUGGGCGCGCGAUCUCAUAAGGCCGUCGUCAUUGGGGCAGGCAGCUACACGUCGUUCGCAGUCGAUGAGCACGGCGACGUGUGGGCGUGGGGCCUAAAUAACAGGGGCCAGACAGGUACAGGCUUCAGGAGCGCCGAGGCAGACGGGGAUGUGCAGCUCCCCAAGAAGGUUUUGGGACUUAGCAAGGCGGAACUGGGCAGCGACAUCGUGGUCACACAGAUCGUGGGCGGGGAGCACCACACGCUCUUCCUCACGUCGGAUGGCAAGGUGUAUUCGUGCGGGCGCUCUGACGCUGGGCAGCUCGGCCUCGCCGAUGACGACAAGGCGUUCCAGGACCGCGUCCAUCCCGAUAUGCUUGCGGAGCCCGUGCUGGUGACGUUCCCGGAUCUAGAGGACCCCGUAGUGCAAAUCUCUGUAGGCAUCCACAACAAUGCUGCCGUCACGCGCGGUGGCGCGCUUUACACUUGGGGGACGGGCGUGCAGGGUGAGCUUGGUUUGGGCGAGGACGUGGAGGUACGCACCCCAAGGGUCGUCGUGCGCAAGGAGGGCGGCUCAUGGGCGGCUCUUGCGGUAUCGUGCGGCGGACAACAUACGCUCGCGUUGUUCAAGAAGAAGACGUUUUCAUGA